This is a messenger RNA of Acipenser ruthenus (sterlet), 952 nucleotides long. Its product is annotated as protein phosphatase 1 regulatory subunit 14B. The transcript is spliced from 4 exons. Gene Ontology annotation, biological process: regulation of phosphorylation. Gene Ontology annotation, cellular component: cytoplasm. Lineage: Eukaryota; Metazoa; Chordata; Actinopteri; Acipenseriformes; Acipenseridae. Gene Ontology annotation, molecular function: protein serine/threonine phosphatase inhibitor activity. The record is from RefSeq and is a predicted model, not a curated record. The coding region runs from base 157 to 522 and encodes 121 amino acids.
UCUCUCUCUCUCUCUCUCUCUCACACACACCAACCAACAGAGCCACGCACACAGACACAGGCAGCUUUUAUUACAACCCUCCACAGCGAGAACAGGGAGUAAGACAGAGGGAGAGAGAAGAAUUCCUCCACUUGUUUCCCUGAGGUUCAGGAAGGAAUGGCGGCAAACGCCAGUACCCAGCCCCGGGUUCUGUUCCAGACCUCCGAGAAGGUGGAAGAGGAGACCUCCCAGCGCAAACUGGGCAAGCUGACGGUCAAGUACAACCGCAAGGAUCUGCAGAGGAGGCUGGAUAUUGAAGAGUGGAUUGAUGGGCAACUGCACCUGCUUUACGACUGCGAGGAGGAAGAGAUUCCAGAGUUGGAAAUUGACAUAGAUGAACUGAUUGAACUUCCAGAUGAAGAGCAGCGAGCCAAGCUUCAGGAGCUUCUACAGGAGUGCGGCAAACCCAAAGAGGACUUUAUCAAUGGACUGCUGUAUCGAAUGAAAGGAGUUCGAAAGAUGUCAACAACACAGAGGAAGUGACCUUGAAGGACGCUGAGGAGUGACAGCACCUUUUCUAGUUGUCUGGAUUUUAGUAUGUAAAUAUGUUCUUAACAGAACUAAUGUCUGGACAGGAAACUGUUCACACAACAAUGGGUCAAUAUUAGACUGGACGAAAAUGGACUUCUGGACUUAUUCUGAAAUCUAUUUAUAUACAUUUGGACUUUUUGAAUCUUGUGUAAAAAUGGCACAGUACCAGUGUUUUUUUUUUUAUUUUUUUUUUUUAAAAUUUUGUGAACAAAUUAAAAAAACAAACAAACAGAUGACCACUUUAUCAAUCAAAUAUUUAUAGAACCUCCUUUGUGGACUUACCUGCAAUUUAUAUUCUGUGGUGUUCAGAAAUAUUGACGCCUUCUAAUAAUUCCAAUGUUAUUCACCUGAGUAUGUGCAAUAAAUGUUGGUUUUGAUUAAA